AUGGAGUGUGACGUGCUGAGUGAAACAGAAAACACGGGGCAGACAACAAGGGAACAUGACAUAAUCCCCCCUCAAAAGGACCGGAUUCCAGACGGUCCUAAGAAACAAAAAAAUAGCAAAAAUAAACAAAUGUUCAAGGAGAGAGGGGCUAGAAAAGGGGGAAAACAGACAGACCAAAGCGGGCACAAGGGACACAGAGACAGACCAAGGAGGCACAAGGGGCAAUCAGGCAGUCCAAGAGGCGGAGACCUGGAAGGCUCGGGAGGCUCGGGGGGAGGAGCCCUAGAAGACUCAAGAGACUUGGGAGGCGGAGCCCUGGAAGGCUCGAGAGGAGGAGCCCUGGGAGGCUUGAGAGGAGGAGCCCUGGGAGGCUCGACAGGCGGAGCCCUGGGAGGCUCGAGAGGCGGAGCCCUGGAAGGCUCGGGAGGUGCUGGCUCUUGGACAGUCAUGGCUACUGGCGCUGGCUCUUGGACGGUCAUGCCUACUGGCGCUGGCUCUUGGACGGUCAUGGCUACUGGCGCUGGCUCUUGGACGGUCGAGGUCACGGGCGCUGGCUCAGGGACAGUCGAGGCUACAGGCGCUGGCUCAGGGACGGUCGAGGCUACAGGCACUGGCUCUCUGACAUUUGAGGCUCCUGGCACUGGCUCACUGAUGUUUGAGGCUUCAGGCUCUGGCUGGUUAACCAUGGUAUGCGUGAGCUUGGGUCCGCUGGACACUGAGGGCAGAGCCACUGGGGGUUCUGGGGACAGAGCUGCGGGAGGCGGAGGCUGGAGAGCAGAGGACUUUCCCCUUCUCCUCUUCCUCCGGACGGAUGAGACUGGCGAUGCUGGAACGCUGUGCGUGGUUGGCGUGGCGUCAGGCUCGCUGACCGUGGCUGACGUGGGCUCAGGCUCGCAGACCGGGACAGGCGUGGGCUCUGGCUCGCAGACCGGUGGGGCUGGCGUGACAGGGAGCGCUAAGGACGACUGGAGAGUCACCGCCGUGGAUGGAGAGGUAGGGUCUUCCCCAGCAACGCCCAAGUCGCGGAUGUGGUCCUCCAUCGGUCGGUCCUCUUGCUUUAGGCAGAGCAGCCGGUAG
Xyrauchen texanus (razorback sucker) is the source of this 1077-nucleotide messenger RNA. Its product is annotated as putative per-hexamer repeat protein 5. The coding region runs from base 1 to 1077 and encodes 358 amino acids. The record is from RefSeq and is a predicted model, not a curated record. NCBI's taxonomy places the organism in Eukaryota, Metazoa, Chordata, Actinopteri, Cypriniformes, Catostomidae. The transcript is spliced from 2 exons.